AGCUCACCUCCUUCUCUUUCAGUUUCCCAGCUUGGCAGGAAAAGAUCUGAUCCGGACUUUUGGUGUUUCCUCUGGUCUGGUUGAGUGUGCCGGACCCCCCUCCAGUUCCACCCACCGCUAAGCAACACAAACACACCACCAGUCCUCAUUUUCUGGAUCUGCUCUUUGUUAACAGAGCCUUUUCCCUCCUCUGCUUUUAUUCCAGGAGAGGGAGAGAGUGAGUGAGCGAGAGAAAAAGAGAGGGAGAGAGGGUGAGUUUAUCUUCUCCUUUUAAAGGAUUCGUUUCUGACUGAAUCUGGAUCUGGUUUGUUUUCCUUGCUCGGGGCUGCCGCCACCACUGCAGGAACAGAGCUGGUGCCCCUACUGAUGUAUUUAAAAACGGUUUAAACGUCAGGAACGGUUCAAGGUUUUAUCCACCAACCACCACCCGGCCUGUCAGUCAUUUUUUUCGCCACUGCAGUUUUCAAGUUGGAGCUCUGCUGGGAAAUGGACAAACCCCUCUAAACUAAAGACGCUUCCCAACCGUUCCGACUCAGCCACAGGACGUGAUUUGGACGAAGAUCCACGGAGUGGAGGGCUUCGUGUUUGCUGGUGAAAAGAAUCCGCUGUGGAGGAAACCAGCGAAGGACAAACAGCACUAAAUGGAAAAACAAAGACGAGAGAAAGGAAAAUAAAACCAGGAUUUUCUGUAAGAACUGCUCUAUGUAGACCUCACCAUCACCAUCCCGCCGGUUCAGUCAAGCGGUGUUUGAUCAAAGCCUGAGAGGACUUUUGGUUCGGGCCUACAGCUGUUAGCAUGCAGCCCAGAGAGGGUCAGCUGUCUGUGACCCCAGCUGCAGGUACUGUCAUCUGUAUGGAGCCGCCCUGUGGAGCUUGUUAGCUGUCUGAGCUAAUUGGAGGGUCUUCACUGCACAGAUGCUGACGCACUUCAAAGGAGUUCCCCUUCAAAGAGCAGACAGAGUAAAACCAGCAGAACAUGUUUACUCCACUGUUUCCAUAGUUACUGAGAGGAGCAUGCACGUCCAGAGAAGGCUUUAACGUCACAGUUUGUCUCCUCCGACUGCCAUCUAAAAGAACUACACUACCCACAAUUCCUGUGACUAAUAACAUAGCCAACGUUUCGAUCACUACAAACAAAGACAGUCAGAAGAACGACACUGCUGUGAAGAGGACCACCAUGGCAAACAACCCUGCAGACCACCCUCCGGGGAAUUCGGUUGCUGAGGGCAACCAUGAAGGGGACUUUGGGGUGAGCAUGGUGGACUUGAGGACCGUGAUGGAGCUGCGGAGCACUGAGGCCGUCAACAAGAUACGGGACACUUACGGAGAUGUGCAGGGCAUCUGCCGCCGCCUGAAAACAUCCCCUAUAGAAGGUCUGUCUGGUAACCCUGUCGAUUUGGAAAAACGUCACACGGCAUUUGGACAGAACUUUAUCCCCCCAAAGAAGCCCAAGACAUUCCUGCAGCUGGUGUGGGAAGCUCUGCAGGACGUCACGCUUAUCAUUCUGGAAAUCGCUGCAAUCAUCUCACUGGGUCUGUCUUUCUACCAUCCACCUGGCGGUGACAGUGAAGCAUGCGGCGCAACUUCGGGUGGCGUAGAGGACGAGGGCGAGGCCCAGGCUGGCUGGAUCGAAGGCGCUGCCAUCUUGUUCUCAGUCAUCAUUGUGGUCCUGGUGACGGCCUUCAACGAUUGGUCCAAGGAGAAGCAGUUCCGCGGGCUGCAGAGUCGCAUCGAGCAAGAACAAAAGUUCACAGUCAUCCGCAAAGGUCAGGUCAUCCAGAUCCCUGUGGCCGAGAUCGUGGUUGGAGACAUCGCUCAGAUCAAAUACGGAGACCUGCUGCCUGCUGAUGGUAUCCUGAUCCAAGGCAACGACCUGAAGAUUGACGAGAGCUCUCUGACAGGAGAAUCUGACCAGGUUCGCAAGUCUAUGGAGAAAGACCCCAUGCUGCUGUCCGGGACCCACGUGAUGGAGGGAUCAGGCAGGAUGGUGGUGUCAGCUGUCGGCCUCAACUCUCAAACAGGCAUCAUCUUUACUCUGCUGGGCGCCAGCGAGAACGACGAAGAGAAGAAGGUCAAGAAAAGUAAAAAACAAGGACCCCCCGAAAAUCGCAACAAAGCCAAGACCCAGGAUGGCAUUGCUCUGGAGAUACAGCCUUUGAAGAGUGAAGAGGCCGCUGAGUCUGAGGAGAAGGAAGAGGUCAAACCAGUGAAAAAGGUCAAUGUUACCAAGAAGGAGAAGUCUGUGCUUCAGGGAAAACUGACCAGACUAGCUGUGCAGAUUGGGAAGGCUGGUCUGAUCAUGUCAGCGGUGACAGUUAUCAUCCUCAUCCUCUACUUUGUGAUCGACACCUUUGGGGUCCAGGGUCGGCAGUGGUUAGCUGAGUGCACCCCCAUUUACAUUCAGUAUUUUGUCAAGUUCUUCAUCAUCGGUGUGACAGUUCUGGUCGUCGCUGUCCCUGAGGGGCUGCCGCUUGCUGUCACCAUCUCUCUGGCCUACUCUGUCAAGAAAAUGAUGAAAGACAACAACCUGGUGCGUCACCUUGACGCCUGUGAAACCAUGGGCAACGCCACGGCUAUCUGCUCCGACAAGACGGGUACUUUGACUAUGAAUCGGAUGACAGUGGUGCAGGCAUACAUCGGCGAUACGCACUACAAGACUGUCCCAGAACCAGAUGCUAUCAAGCCGGAUACUUUGGAAAUAAUGGUCAACAGCAUCUCUAUCAACUCAGCGUACACCACCAAGAUCCUGCCCCCGGAGAAAGAAGGCGGCUUACCUCGCCAUGUGGGUAACAAGACUGAAUGUGCUCUGCUGGGCCUGGUGCUGGAGCUGAAGAGGGACUACCAGCCAAUCAGAGAUGAAGUCCCCGAAGAGAAACUCUACAAGGUUUACACCUUUAACUCCUCCCGCAAAUCCAUGAGCACGGUGCUAAAGAACGCUGACGGAGGCUUCCGGAUGUACAGCAAAGGAGCAUCAGAGAUCAUCCUGAGGAAAUGCUCUCGUAUCUUGGACGCCCAGGGCCAGCCUCGUGUCUUCAAGCCCAAGGACCGUGACGAGAUGGUGCGAAAGGUGAUUGAGCCGAUGGCGUGCGAUGGGCUGAGGACCAUCUGUGUGGCCUACAGGGACUUUCCUGCUGAGGCUGGAGAGCCAGACUGGGACGCUGAGAAUGACAUCCUCAACGAACUGACCUGCAUCGCCGUGGUGGGGAUCGAAGAUCCCGUCAGACCUGAGGUACCCGAGGCUAUUUCUAAGUGCCAGCGUGCAGGCAUUACCGUGCGCAUGGUUACCGGAGACAACAUCAACACUGCUCGUGCCAUUGCGACUAAGUGUGGCAUCCUGCUGCCUGGGGAGGACUUCCUGUGUCUGGAGGGCAAAGAGUUCAACCAACAAAUAAGAAAUGACAAGGGAGAGGUGGAACAAGAGCGUCUGGACAAAGUUUGGCCCAAGCUGCGUGUUCUGGCUCGAUCAUCACCCACAGACAAACACACUCUGGUCAAAGGCAUCAUCGACAGCACAGUGGGCGAAACCCGACAGGUGGUUGCAGUGACAGGAGACGGUACCAACGACGGCCCCGCCCUCAAGAAAGCUGAUGUUGGCUUUGCUAUGGGAAUCGCCGGCACAGAUGUGGCCAAAGAGGCAUCUGACAUCAUCCUGACUGACGACAACUUCACCAGUAUUGUCAAGGCCGUCAUGUGGGGGAGGAACGUCUACGACAGCAUCUCCAAGUUCCUGCAGUUCCAGCUGACCGUCAAUGUGGUGGCCGUGAUUGUGGCGUUCACAGGCGCCUGCAUCACACAGGACUCUCCACUGAAAGCUGUCCAGAUGCUCUGGGUCAACCUCAUCAUGGACACUCUGGCAUCUCUCGCUCUUGCCACGGAGCCGCCCACUGAGUCUCUGCUGCUACGUAAACCCUACGGUCGGAACAAGCCCCUCAUCUCCAGGACCAUGAUGAAGAACAUACUUGGCCAUGCUGUGUACCAGCUCGUCAUCAUCUUUACCCUGCUCUUCGCUGGUGAGAACUUUUUCGACAUCGACAGUGGGCGAAACGCUCCCUUGCACUCCCCACCAUCAGAGCACUACACCAUCGUGUUCAACGUGUUCGUCAUGAUGCAGCUCUUCAACGAAAUCAAUGCCAGGAAGAUCCACGGAGAGAGGAACGUGUUCGAAGGUGUCUACAGGAACCCUAUCUUCUGCAGCGUUGUACUGGGGACCUUCGCUCUGCAGAUCGUCAUUGUUCAGUUCGGAGGAAAGCCGUUCUCCUGCACGGCUCUGACCAUCGACCAGUGGCUGUGGUGCGUUUUCAUCGGCGUGGGAGAGCUGCUGUGGGGACAGCUGAUCUCAGCCAUCCCCACACACCACCUGAAGUUCCUGAAGGAGGCCGGUCACGGUAUCACAAAGGAGGAGAUUCCCGAGGAGGAGCUGAACGAAGGCACGGAUGAAAUCGACCACGCCGAGAUGGAGCUGAGGAGAGGCCAGAUUCUCUGGUUCAGAGGUCUGAACCGCAUCCAGACACAGAUUAAGGUGGUGAAUGCGUUCCGUAGCUCCCUGUACGCGGGGCUGGAGAGCCCAGAGUCCCGUAGCUCCAUCCACAACUUCAUGGCCCAUCCUGAGUUCGUGCCCUUGUCCGAGGAGGAGGAGGCUCGCAUCCCCACCAUUAAGGAGACUGGAGACGAAAUCGACCCCCUCCCCAGCUCCUCAUCAUUGAUCCGGGGAGGAGAAGACUUGCCCACCACCUUCCCCCUCAACCUCGAUUAAUCCAUCUGAGUUCCUCCUCUCUCCUCUUCAUCAGCAUCAUCUGUCACCCCACCAACCGAACUGCCACACCGAGGAAGGGAGUCAUGACUCAUUCUGCACACACACAUGCUUCACAUCGUCUCCACCCCCCCUCAGUCAUUCCUGCCACGUUGUGUUUUUCAUACUGACUGUGGCGUCGUUCUGCCUGUAAGUCUGAUAGAGUCUCCACAGUGGAAGGCCUCUUCUAGUCCAUUCAUGUUUUGUUUUUUUUUCUUCCUUUUUUUUUUUUUUUAACUUGACAUUCUUUUUGAAAAGCUUUUAAACUUUAUUGGAUUCGAUCCUUGCAGGACUCGCAGCAGCAGCAUGUUGUGUUCUGUACUCGCUUCAUUCCUGCGUUCUCAAACGGCACCGAACUUUUCAAAGAGUGCAGUGAAUCAGAUGUACAUACGCUUCCGCUCUUCUACACAGCUAUAAGCCGGGUUUGUUGAUCAGAAGAUUUUUAGGCAAAUGCAAAAAUGUAACCUUAUUAUUAUUAUUGUUGUUUUUUGUUUUGUUUUGUUGGUUUUUUUAGACCUUGAUCUUGAUUUCUUUUUGAAACCUUCUAACGAAUGUCAAUCGAUGGUUGAUUCAGACUCCUGAGAAUGUCUUGUGAGUGUGACACUACAGCUUUCAAGGUUAAAAUAAUGUUUUUCCCUUUAUCGUGUCUGUAUGUGUUGCUUUUUUUUUUUUUUAGCUGCUGUGUUGCAUGUGGAAGAACAGAAUGUUUACUACCCAAAAAUACUGAAGACGGCAGCGUCUGGAGGGGGCUCGCUUUCUGCUCAGUGGGGGUUCUGACCUCAUCUCAUCCAGUCAGGGUUCUGGUUCUCUCUGCCCCUCCCCCAGUUUGUCCCCUGUGAGGAUAGGAAACGGGAGUGUGGUUCAUGUUUUCCGUCUCUAGUAGGAUGCAUGUUUUUGUUUAAUUCGUGUUGAGUCGCAUGAUAACGUACAGUAGGAAUGAAUAUUCGGGAUUCUGUUUCAACUUUGUGCGUCUGCAGCAGCGUCUGUUCAGAGCUCCAUGAGCUUCCUGUCUGUAGGACUGAACCUCCUGUUACCACGGCAGCCUCAUCGAUAUUCUGGCAGAGGAAACCAUCAGGGUGUUUAACACAAUCGAUACCCCGGCGUCCGCGUGUGUUUCAGAGUAGGCGAGUGCAAUAAAAGUUUCGGUAUCGGGGUAAUGCGAAGUCACAAAGCCCUGAAAUCCAAUGUCUGUCUCGGUGUUGUCACAACACAGGUAUCGCUGGUAAGAUGAGGUCGCUACACACACGGAAAGCCCCGAGGGCCAACGACAACAAACAAAAGCUGCAGCCUGUUUUUUCCACUGCUCGACCCCCACCGUGUCGCUCGCUCGCCACGUGGCUGCGACCGGCCCACUCCAAUCUCAUGUCGGCAGCUGUGCACAGAGAUGCUUUCAGCUAGGAGAGGUUGAAUACAAUCAAAAUAGUAAUACAUGGAUAGAGACAGACUAAAACACAUGCAUUCUCAUCUCUGGUCUUGUAAUACUCGCACCUGGACACCGAGGUUAAGUCGGUGCUCUUCCUCUGAGAGGAAUCACGGUUGUCCUCUCGAUACACCGGGCACAGGGACGUGACCCUUUGCUGACCAAAUUUAUGUCACUCCCAAGCAGAUGUUUGCAUACCGAUAGGUGUGAAAACUGUAACUCUCGUUUGUGUCUCCUCACUCUACACUCCGACAGGCUCGUAUUAGACAAAACCCGCCCACCAUCAGCAAGUUACAAUUGAUCACAACUAACUUCUUAGGGUAUUUGCUUAAAGAGUAAACAUUUCCUUCAGAGGAUGAAGGAAUAUUAACCUUUUAGUUUGUUCAAGGAAAAGUUUAGGUAAAGCAUUUCAAAUCUUAUUUAGUCUUCUACCCAUUUCUUAAAGAUCGUCUCUGUCAGAGGUCAGAUUGUACUCGUAGUGCUUCAUGUCUGGAUCCAUGAAUGUCAAUCAAUCAAUCAAUCAAUCAAUCAAGGCUUUAUUCGCCACGUGC
This is a messenger RNA of Pundamilia nyererei, 6760 nucleotides long. RefSeq names its product plasma membrane calcium-transporting ATPase 1-like. Gene Ontology annotation, cellular component: intracellular membrane-bounded organelle; plasma membrane. NCBI's taxonomy places the organism in Eukaryota, Metazoa, Chordata, Actinopteri, Cichliformes, Cichlidae. The coding region runs from base 1178 to 4753 and encodes 1191 amino acids. Gene Ontology annotation, biological process: calcium ion transmembrane transport; regulation of cytosolic calcium ion concentration. The transcript is spliced from 23 exons. Gene Ontology annotation, molecular function: PDZ domain binding; ATP hydrolysis activity; P-type calcium transporter activity. The record is from RefSeq and is a predicted model, not a curated record.